Molecule: messenger RNA, 607 nt
Organism: Orbicella faveolata
Lineage: Eukaryota; Metazoa; Cnidaria; Anthozoa; Scleractinia; Merulinidae
Product: leptin receptor gene-related protein-like
Source: RefSeq, a predicted model, not a curated record
AUUAUUGUAAUGCCAAAGUAUUGGACUUUUCUGUUGAACUUUUCUAAAGAGAACAGUUUGGUAUUUGCACUGAUUUUUGUUUAUCUGUUUUUAUUAUAGAAUAUGGUGGCCUAUGUUUGUAUUGUUCUUUUAUGCUUUAGCCCCAGUACCCACUAUUAUAGCCAAACGGUUUAGUGAAGACUUUUCUUCCAAUGGUUCAAAUGUCAUGAAAGAGACUGCAAUGUUUUUCACUGCUGGAAUUGUGAUCUCAGCAUUUGGUCUUCCAUUGGUUCUUGCACAUACUGAAAUUAUAAAAUGGGGAGCCUUUGCCUUGGUGUCUUCUGGAAACGUCUUCAUCUUCUUUACUAUACUGGCAUAUUUUCUUGUUUUCUCUGGUGAAGAUGACUGGGGAUUUUGAAGAGAAAAGCUACAGUCUGCAACUUCCAUUUCUUCCAGAGGAUAAUAGUAAUUCUAAUUCUAAUUGUUUUGUACAGUCUUUCUUCUAAAUAAGUUUACUGAAAUAUGCAACUUUUUAUAAAUUAUUAAUUCCUGGUGUUUUUGAAGGUAUACACUCUACAAGAGUGUGAUUAUAAUUGUGCAUUAUACAUCUAAUGUUUUCUGUUCAAUG